Molecule: messenger RNA, 195 nt
Organism: Plasmopara halstedii
Lineage: Eukaryota; Oomycota; Peronosporomycetes; Peronosporales; Peronosporaceae
Exons: 2
Coding region: 1-195 (64 amino acids)
Source: RefSeq, a predicted model, not a curated record
AUGCUGAGGCGUCUUCCAGGUACUUCUUCCGUCCGCGACCCAUCACUCCAGCGGCAAGUUUUUCAAGCCCAUUGGGGAGCUAUCAUGGGUAAUACUGACAGUUGUAUAGGACCACCUCCAAUUGCAAAUCCUGACAAUCAACGAGAGCUGCUGGACACGAUUGAGAAGCGUCUAACACCAGACGAUCAAACUUAG